UGAAGAACCAGCUGGGUGGCAUCUGUCAACCGCAUGAAGAACCCGCGGGCAUGUGGGCAUCCCAAGCCGAUUCGCAACUGUCCUGCCGUCCUCCAGCAUCCCUCGCCCUUCUGAUAGCCUGCCCACCGUGUGGCUCACACACACACGCCAACCAGGGAGAAGCGACACGCCGCGGCCUUCGCACAUGAGAGUGUGUGUGUGUGUGUGUCGUCGAUUAAUGACAGGAUAGAGUGGGAUCGCAGGAGGGCAAUGACGUCCAAGUUCACCCUGUGUCUGGAGUAUGGGGCCCCGAGGAGCUGACAGGACUGAGCGGGACUGUCGACGAUCAGACUGAUGAGGAGGCUGGCGGAGGCGGGGAGCGGGAUAGCCCCUCCAUCCUCGAGCAGUGGUUCCCCCAGUUGUUCGCCAGCAAGCGCCCCGAGGUCAUCGCUGUCGGCCCGCCUCUCAUUGGCCCCAAGACGGCCGACAAGGCCAACCUCAUGACGGGUCCGACGGGCGAGGGGGACACACCCAGGAUGAUGGACGACACCAUGGCACCCCUCUCGGCCGGAUCCUCGUCAGCCGCCGGCGGGACAUCCUCACCCUCGAAUCGCUCGCCGCCUUCUGUGCCGGCACACGGCUUCGUUCGCGCCGACUCGCAGCCGAUCGAGAUGUUCGACGGCAGCACUACGCCUGACGCGGCGGGCGGGGACCAGCUCAAGGGCGGGCAGCGGGCGUUCUCGUCCCUGGCAGCCCCGUUCGUGCCGUCAAUGUCAAUGUCGAUGUCGUCCAUCAAGCCGCUGGAGCCGCCUCACAUCUUUCCCUCUGGCGGGGCGGAUGGUGGCGCACCGUUCCUCAAACCGUUCCUCAACCACACACACGACGGCCCGGCCCCCCCGCCCCCACAUGUGCCGCAGCCAAGCGCGAUUUUUCCAUCGCUGUUGAUAUAUAGCAUGGCCUGGUUUGGUUUGGUUUGUCGACAGUUUCUGAGGCCGUCAGUGGCGGUGAGGAUCGAUGGGUGGACGGGAGAGGGCGCCCCGCAAGCCGGGCGACUGGUGGAACUUCAGGCCUGAACACGCCAUCCCACAUGGAGGUACGUAUGCGUGUCACUCAUCCGGGACCGUCGGAUGGAUGGAUGGAUGGAUGUGUUGUGUUGGUGGUGUGGUUGGCGUCAUGCAGCUUUGUCGUUUGGUCUGGUCAAGGAGCAGCUCGUGCCAUGGAUCAGGCAUUUCGUGCCGUCGUAUCCCGGCAAGGUGCUCAAGCGGCUGCGGUCUCAGCGCUUCCCGAGCGAUGUGAUCGCCUUCUUCGGUCCAAUCGAUGGUGCUGACCUGUCCAUCCGCAACGGGCAGCUGCGGCACCAAGCUGCACGGCACGAGCAGAUGACGUCUCUCAACAGGACAACCGCUGUCGUGCCCGAGACUGUGGGGUACCGGCGAGAAGCGGACCAAAGAUGAGAUGGAUGUAUGUAAUGCAGAGGCCAUACGGACCCCCACGAGAAAGGGACGCGAGCUUUGUUGGAUCGUCUCCCCGAAUGAAAACAACAAACAACUCUUUGCCUUGAUGAUCAAUAUGGCAAGGAGCAUCGCGUUCGUUGGGGGCGCUGAGCCUCGUGUGCGUUCUCAUCUUCUGACUACUAGUGCC
Molecule: messenger RNA, 1620 nt
Organism: Vitrella brassicaformis
Lineage: Eukaryota; Vitrellaceae
Source: the annotation of a GenBank genome assembly